GGACGAACACCAGGGGCACCGGGGCUGCUUGGGAGACAUCAAAACCAGAGUGUCGGAGAGAGAGGCGGGACUACCCACUCCAAACCAUCCAAAACCCCCCUACACUCUCCCCUACUCUCUCUUUCUCCUCCCUCAGCUCACUUUCUCUCUCUAUAUCGCCUUACUUAUCAACCAAGUCUAUCCCAUCGUCGCUCAUUCUCUCUCCAUACGCACCCAUACAUAUAAACACAUCCUCAGAUCACUCUCUCCCUUUAUCUACUAUGCGCCACUCUUGGCAGGGUUAGCAGAAGCAUCGCAGUCUCGUCGAACUUGAAUAUUGAAGGACACGGCUUGACGGAAUAGUUACUGUGAUCAGUCAUCCGGGUUUGAAGUUGAAUUGUUUGUUGAAGAUUUGUAGAUAUUUUGAAGCCAGAAUUCUUCAAUUGGAAAGUAAGUUUCUAUAUAUAACCAGAUGGCGUGGACAGAAAAGGAUGUUGGUGAUGGGAAGGAGAGGGAUCGGAUUGGAGAUAAUGGAUUCUUGAAAGAAGUGCAGCCUGUUUCAGGAACUAGUGGCUCUUUGGGCUGCAUUAAUCAUGUACAGAAGAGUUCUGAUGGGAAAGAUGCUCUCUCUUAUGCCAACAUUCUUCGCUCCAGGAACAAAUUUGUCGACGCUGUUGCUCUUUAUGAGAAUAUAUUGGAGAAGGAUAGUGGAAAUGUUGAAGCUCACAUUGGCAAAGGGAUUUGUCUGCAGAUGCAGAAUAUGGGAAGGCUUGCUUUUGAGAGUUUUGCGGAAGCCAUUAAAUUGGACCCACAAAAUGCAUGUGCUCUCACCCAUUGCGGUAUUUUUUACAAAGAUGAGGGUCGCUUGGUAGAAGCUGCUGAGUCAUAUCAGAAGGCUCUGAAAGCAGACAAUUCAUACAAACCAGCAGCGGAAAGCCUGGCGAUUGUCCUAACAGAUCUUGGAACCAGUUUGAAGCUGGCUGGAAACACUCAGGAGGGAAUUCAGAAGUAUUAUGAAGCUAUCAAAAUUGAUCCACAUUAUGCUCCUGCAUAUUAUAACCUUGGUGUUGUUUAUUCUGAAAUGAUGCAAUACGACAUGGCCUUUAAUUGCUAUGAGAAGGCUGCACUGGAGCGGCCCAUGUAUGCUGAAGCAUAUUGCAACAUGGGUGUCAUCUAUAAGAACCGGGGAGAGUUGGAGUCAGCUAUUGCCUGUUAUGAGAGGUGCCUGGCUGUGUCUCCAAACUUUGAGAUUGCAAAGAAUAACAUGGCAAUUGCCUUGACAGAUUUAGGCACGAAGGUUAAAUUGGAGGGAGACAUCAACCAAGGUGUUGCGUAUUACAAAAAAGCUUUGUAUUAUAAUUGGCACUAUGCUGAUGCCAUGUACAAUCUAGGGGUUGCAUAUGGUGAAAUGCUGAAGUUUGACAUGGCAAUUGUGUUUUAUGAACUUGCUUUCCACUUCAAUCCCAAUUGUGCGGAGGCAUGCAACAAUUUAGGAGUUAUAUACAAAGACCGAGACAACCUCGAUAAAGCGGUGGAUUGUUAUCAGUUGGCUUUAUCGAUCAAACCAAACUUCUCACAGUCCUUAAACAAUCUUGGUGUUGUCUACACUGUCCAGGGAAAAAUGGAUGCAGCUGCAAGCAUGAUCGAGAAAGCUAUUGUCGCAAACCCCACGUAUGCAGAAGCAUAUAAUAACUUAGGGGUUCUUUACAGAGAUGCUGGCAACAUAUCUCUGGCUAUUGAAGCAUAUGAGCAAUGCCUUAAGAUAGAUCCUGAUUCUCGUAAUGCAGGCCAGAAUCGUUUGCUUGCAAUGAACUAUAUAAAUGAGGGAACUGAUGACAAACUAUUCGAGGCUCACAGAGACUGGGGUAGCCGCUUUAUGAGGUUAUAUCCACAAUGCACUUCAUGGGAUAACCCAAAAGAUCCAGAGAGACCGCUUGUUAUUGGAUAUGUUUCUCCGGAUUAUUUUACUCAUUCUGUAUCAUAUUUCAUUGAAGCACCCCUUGUCUAUCAUGAUUAUGCAAAUUACAAGGUGGUUGUUUAUUCUGCAGUUGUGAAGGCAGAUGCAAAAACUGGCAGAUUUAAGGAGAAAGUCCUGAAAAAGGGUGGAUUAUGGAGAGAUAUCUAUGGUGUUGAUGAGAAGAAGGUUGCGAGCAUGGUUAGAGAGGAUAAGGUUGACAUUUUGGUUGAACUUACUGGUCAUACUGCUAACAAUAAGUUGGGAAUGAUGGCAUGCCGACCUGCACCUCUCCAGGUGACUUGGAUUGGCUAUCCAAAUACAACCGGUUUGCCUACCAUUGAUUAUAGAAUCACUGAUGAACUGGCUGACCCACAAGAUACAAGACAGAAGAAUGUUGAGGAAUUGGUUCGAUUACCAGAAUGCUUUCUUUGUUAUACGCCAUCUCCUGAAGCAGGGCCCAUAUCUCCAACUCCUGCUCUUUCCAAUGGCUUUAUCACUUUUGGUAGCUUUAACAAUUUAGCGAAGAUAACACCUAAAGUGCUGCAAGUUUGGGCAAGGAUUUUGUGUGCAGUUCCAAACUCUCGGCUUGUUGUGAAGUGUAAGCCUUUUUGUUGUGAUAGUGUAAGACAAAGAUUUCUUUCAACAUUGGAGCAGUUGGGGUUGGAACCACUACGUGUUGAUCUUUUGCCUUUGAUUCUUCUCAACCAUGAUCACAUGCAAGCAUAUGCUCUUAUGGACAUCAGCUUGGAUACCUUCCCCUAUGCAGGAACAACUACAACAUGUGAAUCUCUGUACAUGGGGGUUCCAUGUGUCACUAUGAGAGGUUCAGUACAUGCUCAUAAUGUUGGCGUGAGCCUUCUCAGCAAAGUUGGAUUGGGAUAUUUGGUCGCCAAGACUGAAGAUGACUACGUACAAUUGGCAUUGCAAUUAGCCUCAGACGUUAAUGCUCUCUCAAACUUGAGAAUGAGUCUGCGGGAUCUCAUGUCUAAGUCCCCCCUUUGUGAUGGAUCAAAAUUCAUCCUUGGUCUGGAGUCAACAUAUCGGAAUAUGUGGCACAGGUACUGUAAAGGUGAUGUGCCUUCUUUAAGACGCAUUGAAAUGAUACAGGAGCAGAAGCCACAGCUGGUUGUUCCGGAAGAACCAGCUGUCAAAUUCUCUGAGCCAACAAGAAUUAUAGGAUCUGGAGAAGGUUCUGUUGGAUCAAUCCAGACAAACGGUUUUAAUUUGGGCUCACAAUCUAUGCUGAAUUGCACUGCUAAUGAAGAAAAUGGGAUUCAGUUGAAUCAGACUACUCAGGGAAGUUGAGAUGUAAUAAAUUUGAUCUGAUGGGGCAUUCAUGCAGAAUUUUUUGGGCCAGUAUAAAAAAAUGUGUUGCGCAUGUGGAAUUAAGCCUCCUGUAUCGUAUAUAUUUAUUGUGGCUUGAUCUGCUUUAGUCUGAGGCUGGAGUUAAACGUAGAGGCAACUAUUUGUUGCAUAGGGUAAUUUUCUGGGAGAAAUGUUCGAAGUAGUUGGUACUUCGAUUUUAUUUGUUCAAGAUAGAUUUAUAGUGUACUAAAAUAUGGAGGCGAUGCUAUGGUCUUACCUUGGGUAUGUCGUUGCAUCUUUUGGCCGGAGAUAUAGAUGUUAGUGUGUUUUUAUCAUAUGUAAGGAGAUUUCUCUGAAAAUAUUGAAAGCUCUUGAUUCUGUCAAUUUAGGUAGGAAGGGGAGAUAUGUUGUAUAUUUUGAAUGUGUUUAAACUGAUUGAGCUCAUCUGCAAUGAAAUUGAUGCUAUAUGGCAGGUCAAAGGUGUCAA
Messenger RNA from Cornus florida, 3728 nucleotides. RefSeq names its product probable UDP-N-acetylglucosamine--peptide N-acetylglucosaminyltransferase SPINDLY. Gene Ontology annotation, molecular function: protein binding. The record is from RefSeq and is a predicted model, not a curated record. Bases 452 to 3241 code for a protein of 929 amino acids. The transcript has 19 exons. Lineage: Eukaryota; Viridiplantae; Streptophyta; Magnoliopsida; Cornales; Cornaceae.